Molecule: messenger RNA, 1143 nt
Organism: Plenodomus lingam JN3
Lineage: Eukaryota; Fungi; Ascomycota; Dothideomycetes; Pleosporales; Leptosphaeriaceae
Molecular function (GO): molybdenum ion binding; catalytic activity; pyridoxal phosphate binding
Source: RefSeq, a predicted model, not a curated record
AUGAGUGCGUUCGCGGAGGAGCGCCACUUCGACAUUGAGCGCGUGUCGCCAAUAUGGCUCAUCACAGGUCUAUGUGUAGUGCCAUUUACGGUCUACUAUCUCUUGAACUUUCUCAGCCCGCUGGUUCACAGGUUGACGGCUAUGAAGAUAUCGGCAAUCUAUAUCUAUCCAAUCAAAUCAUUACGGGCCGUAAGCGUUAGUGAAGCUCUUGCUACCAAACAUGGCUUUCAACAUGAUCGACGUUUCAUGCUUCUCCAAAAAACCCAAGAUGGCUACAAAAACAUGGCCAUAGGAAGAUACCCCGAGAUGUCUCAAUUCCUGCAAGAAAUAGGCCAAGACUCUGUCACGGUCACUUAUCGUGCCUUUGGUGCUACAGAAAAGUCCAAAACUAUCACAAUCCCACUUGAACCCGACACGGAAAAAUUAGAACCAUUUGAAGUCAACAUGCAUUCCAGUCCAACAUCUGCCUUCAAAAUGCCAGAAAAAUACAACACCUGGUUCUCCGAAUGCUUCGGCUACCAUGUCGAACUCGUCUAUCUCGGGGAAAACAGACGCGCAGUUUUAUUCCAGAACAUGCAACCCUUGGAGCCCGAUCCACUAACACGCUUCAUCAAGAAGCACGUCCCCUUUGCAGGAUCCUACGUAGACAAGAUCAUGGGCCUGCACCAAAACGAGCAGUGGAAAAUCGGCUUCGCAGACUGCGCACCAUACCUCAUCUGCUCCCAGACCUCACUCGACGAUGUCUCUUCCCGGCUUCCCGAGGGCGAGGAAAUGGACAUGACAAAGUUCCGCCCCAACAUUGUAAUCAAAGGCGCAUUCGAAGCCUACCAAGAAGACUACUGGGGCAAACUCACCAUCAACAGCGGCGCAGAACUCACGCUCGCACAUAAUUGCGUGAGGUGCAAGAGUAUCAAUAUCGACUAUGAGACGGGCAAAGACGGCACGGGCGCAUCGGGCCAGGUGUUGAAAAAGCUGCAGCACGAUCGCAGGAUCGAUAUCGGCGCAAAGUGGAGCCCCGUUUUUGGAAGGUAUAGCUUCUGGGACCCCAAGAGGCCGAGCCAAACGAUCAAAGUCGGGGACAGGGUAAAUGUGUCAAAGGUCAACGAGGGAUUGACGGUGUGGAGUUGGCCAAAUCUGGCGUAG